Messenger RNA from Talaromyces rugulosus, 2472 nucleotides. RefSeq lists its product as uncharacterized. Gene Ontology annotation, biological process: regulation of DNA-templated transcription; transmembrane transport. The record is from RefSeq and is a predicted model, not a curated record. The transcript has 5 exons. The annotation marks the transcript as partial. Gene Ontology annotation, molecular function: DNA-binding transcription factor activity, RNA polymerase II-specific; zinc ion binding; transmembrane transporter activity. Lineage: Eukaryota; Fungi; Ascomycota; Eurotiomycetes; Eurotiales; Trichocomaceae. Gene Ontology annotation, cellular component: fungal-type vacuole membrane.
AGUAUGGCAAUCGUGAAAGAUGACUCGCCUCCUCCAGAGGGGGGGGUCCAGGGUUGGCUCUGCGUCGCUGGCUCUUUCUUGGCUCUGUUUGCUACCUUCGGAUUUUUGAACGCGUAUGGAUUAUUGAUAGGUGUUUUCCAAACAACUUACGAACAGACCAUUCUUCGCCAAUACUCCUCGUCGGAUAUAUCAUGGAUUUUUGCUGUACAACUGUGUCUGAUGUGGGCGCUGGGUCCACUAUAUGGCCGUAUUCUUGAUACCUACGGACCUGCUCCCGUUCUAUACCCAUGCAGUCUUCUCUGUGUCUUGUCUCUCUGCAUGACCAGCCUCGCAAAAGAGUACUACCAGAUUUUCCUUGCCCAGGGCUUGGGCUUCGGGAUAGGUGCUGGAGGUGUAUUUACCACCUCGAUUGUCUGUGUUGGCCAGUGGUUCGUCAGGAAACGAGGGCUGGCAGUCGGCAUUGCCACCUGCGGCUCCAGCCUUGGAGGUGUUAUUUUCCCCAUCUUCUUGAACAGAGUGAUCGGCUCUGUUGGAUUCUUUGGUGCUGUGCGAUAUACAGCACUGUUCGUCGGUGUGCUCCUAGCCGCAUCUUGUCUUAUGGUUCGAGCAAGGCUUCCUCGCAAGAAAUGGAAUAGCAAACUUCCGUGGCUUGACGUGACCUUGUUCAAACAAAAGCAAUUUGCCCUCUAUACAUUCGGUUCAUUUCUAGUCAUGUGGGGGCUUUGGGGUCCAUUUGACUAUAUAUCGAGCAUGGCACAGGAGAAAGGGUUUUCGCCGACGCUUUCCCUGUAUUUAAUUUCCCUCAUUAAGUAUAUAGCGAAAACCAUGGCGGAGCGAACAAUCAAACGCCGUAUGAUGUUGUCCAGAACCCGGACAGGUUGCCAGACGUGCAAGACACGACGAGUCAAAUGUGACGAGGCCAAGCCUAUCUGCCAGCGAUGCGUCAAGGCGAACCGCGUGUGUUCUGGUUAUUCUAUCGCAGAAGCCAAAGACAAAAACCCCAAGACUUUGAAAAUAACUUACUACGUUCCAAACAUAUUUUCUGACACAAAGAUAAUUGGUGGGAAGAGAAUCAGUAUGGGAAGCGCCCAAGACCAACACGCCCUCGACUAUUUCUUUCAAUGGUGUCUAAAAUGCUUCCCGUCCGACUUGAUGGUUCAUUCCCAAUAUUACGAGAAUCUUCAUGAACCGGCCAUAAAGCACGCCAUGGCUGCUAUGGGCUUGUACUUUGAGAUAUACAGACACGAUAUCACGGGAACGGCUCAGACGCAACGAUCAAUGGCUGCCAUGCAGCACUACGGCAAGGCGAUCAGUUCGUUAUUACAACAACCAACAAAAGAAACGGAAAGAGGGACUUCAUCGACUUUAGUACGGGCAUGUUUCCUUUUUGUCUGCAUUGAGACUUCUCAGGGCAAUUACAAGUCAGCAUUGUCGCAUUUGCAAUCCGGCUUCAGACUUUUUCAAGAGGGAAAGGAAAAAAUGCAGCAGAAAGCCAAUGAAACUCGCAACACACAGGAAGAAAACAUUUUUCAUUCUCUAUUUGGGCGUUUAUUGUGUCAACUUACAAAUUUUGAUGCUGCUGACUGUGCAAGAUUCUUUGGGCUGACGGAUUGGUCCAAGAGUGAACGUAUGGCAGAGUUCACAAAUCUCGAUAAUGCUCGGUGGGCUUUGCUCACAAUUAUCGAGAGAUUGAUUCAGAUACGGAGUCUGUGGGCUUCUCAUAACGCCUAUUCGAGUUUUCUGCCAGAUACCGCGAAUGCCUACCCCUCGGCUGAAACUAUACUUGACCACUUGGCCCAGGAGAUUCAUAGACUCGACCAGUGGAUUCUGGCAUUGAAUAUAUAUCUUAGCCAUGGUGUUCCGGUAUUCCAAGUAUGUGACGCUUACGUCCUUGGGCUUUGCGGGUUUUUCCUCAAAUUUCGCAUCACAAUGGACCGCGCAUCGAUCGGCUCCGACGACUGUCCACACCUUGAUUUUUCGCACAUUAUAAGCCUUGGAGAGACACUUCUCCGUGGAUAUGAGAUGUUGCCGCCAAAAGCCUCGUGUGCUCCAGAAGAGACAGCCCAUGGAGACAACGAAGAAGCUAAAUGUCCUGUGCAUGGGCUAUUUAUUGAUGAGAACCGUUCGCAGUUGCGAUUGGACGCCAAAAUGUCUGAGGGAAGUUCCUCAGGUCAACAGAAGCUAUUCCUAUUCUUAGCCGUGUUUUGUUCGCUCUGUGUUGCUUCGGUUUACUGCUCCGACCCUGAAACGCGCCACAAGGCCCACGAUACCGUUUUGAGUGUUUGUCGUUGUGGAGCUGGGUGGGAUAUGGAUUUGACGAACUACAUUGCCCACCUUCUAUCUCCACACAUGAAGUCAUCGAAUAACGAGGCCAAAACACCACCAUCUGAUUAUGAUGCAUCAUUUAAAUUUGAUAAACUACUGUCACAUGAAACUCAUGUAUUACUUGCCCAGCUUCGGCUCUUAAGGUAA